GCCUUCACCAAAAACCCUAUAGCCGGAGAAGAAGUGAGCCUCCGCCCUCCGCUAGUCUGCCUCCACCCGCCGCCGCCGCCAUGGCGCUCCGCCGCAUCACCCCGCGGAGGAGACCCGUUCUCCCCGUCCCCCGUGCCUUCUUCUCCUCGAGCCCCCCGUUCCCUCCGCCCCCGCCUCCGGCGAACGGCGACCCCGACGCCGCCCAUUCCCCGUCCUCCUCUCCGCCCCCCAACCCCGGCGCGCCGCGGAACCCGUCGCCCUCGCUCUUCCGGGACAUCAAAGAUCGCCUCCGCUUGUCUCCCACGUCGCGCGGCGCUCCUUCUUCGAAACCGUCCGUUCAAGAUGUCCGCCGGUUGCUCGGGGAGUUCCGCCCAACCGGCAGCCCGCCGAUCCCUCCGUCCCCCUCCGCUCCCGGAGCCGACCCCUCCUUCAUGGACCUGCUCAAGAAGAACAGCGUCGCCCAGGGCGCCAACGCUGGGCAGAGGGUGACCGACCUCGGUGCCAUCCGAGAGAGUCUGAAGCGCUCCCCGCCGCGGACGCCGCGUCGUCCGCCGACGCCGUAUUUGACUCCGCAGAGCAACAUCUUCAACCCGGAGCUACAGAGGAACUUGAAGGCUGUAGGUGCGGGGAAGGAAGAGAAGGACUCUACCAUUGCCCUUUUGAGGCACUACAGCCACGAAGAGCUUGGAAAGAGGCUAGCUGAGCUCCGGCCAGCGGUUGCGGCCAAAGACGGUAAGGAGUGGUUCUCGCUCAAGGAGCUGCAGGGGCGGAUUGCCAAACUGGCGGAGUUGGAGAAGCAGGAGAACCAGGUUUCGGGGUAUCGUACAGAAAUCAAGAAUUGCCUUGAGCUCCUGAACAAUAAACAAGAAAAACCGACUCUGUCAGUAAACAUACCUUCACUGCUGAACCUUGGCGGUCAGCUGACACUAGACUACAUGAAUCGGCCUCCGCAGGAGGAGUUGUUAGAGAAGUACUUCCAUCCAGAUCAUAUGUCAUCUGAAGAGAAGAUGAAAUUGGAGCUCCAAAGGGUGAGGGAUGAGUUCAAGAUGUCUGAGAAUGACUGUGGGUCUGCACGAGUUCAAAUUGCCCAACUGACUCUGAAAAUCAAGCAUCUGUCAGCUGUUCUCCACAAGAAGGAUAAACAUUCUAGAAAAGGGCUUCAGGAGAUGGUCCAAAAGAGGAAGAAAUACCUGAAAUACUUGCGAAGAACUGACUGGGACUCGUACUGUCUUGUUCUGUCAAAGCUGGGGCUCCGCGACGUGCCUGAGUACAAAGCUCCUGACUACAAGAGCAAAGCAACCACCAAGGCUAAAUCUAAGAAGAGCAAGAGCAAGAGCAAGGGCAAGAAGAGAAAGGUGAAGGCAUAGGAGUGGUGAACAAAUACACCCUUUUUGGCCUUGAAUUUCAUGGUCAGAAAAUGAAUCGAGAAGACACGCAGCCCCCAGAUGGCUCGAACCAAUCUUGCAACGUUGUAUUUUUUAUUUGAAGCUGUUUGUAAUAACCAUUUCUCUGGAUGACAGGGUUUUUCCUUGUUCUGCUAGGAGCUGUAACCUUUUUGUAACAAUUGAUUUCUUAUUUCUUUUGAGUUCUCCCGCUCAAUUUGCUGAGAAGGGAAUGGAGGAACAGAUACGACAGUACGAUACCAUCACGUUGUCACCAGUAUGUAACUUUACCAUAAUUCUUUGUUCGCGUUUCAUGUAACUUUUCCAGGAUUAUUGUACAAGAAUGCAUGAACAA
Messenger RNA from Sorghum bicolor (sorghum), 1737 nucleotides. Its product is annotated as formin-like protein 7. NCBI's taxonomy places the organism in Eukaryota, Viridiplantae, Streptophyta, Magnoliopsida, Poales, Poaceae. Gene Ontology annotation, biological process: translation. Gene Ontology annotation, molecular function: structural constituent of ribosome. The record is from RefSeq and is a predicted model, not a curated record. Gene Ontology annotation, cellular component: ribosome. The transcript has 4 exons. Bases 81 to 1367 code for a protein of 428 amino acids.